ACCAACUAAGAAGUGGCAAAUAGACAAAUGUUGCAGGGUGUACACUGGUACAGUGCACUCUUUUCGAAUAUUACAAAACUAAAGCACGAUUUCAUGUGGCUCAGCUGAGCUUUGAAACAAAACAAAAAGGAAAGAGGUUCUCCUAUGCAUAGGAGAUUUGCACAUCGGUAUGGAAAUAAAACGUAAAAUAUAAAUCAAACUGCAAUGAAAAUAAAAAUGUUAUGCAUUAGAAGGAGCACAGAACGAAAGGCUAAAGAAGGUGAUAAGUGAAAGUAAAAAAAUUUAUUUAGCUUAAAAAGCGUAAAAGUAUAAGCAAAAAAAAAAAAAACAAAGUCACACCUAUAAUUAAGUGAAGUAACUUUUGCAAUUAACACAACAAAAGCAAUUUUACCCAAUAAUCGCUGGGAAUUUGUCAAACUGCCAUCAAUAGUGAGGUUGAGGCGGCAGUCGCAAAGUACCAAGUAAAGUAAUUUCAACUGCCAUAAUAAAAGUAAGGCGCCAUUAAGCGCUGCCAGCCGUGUAGUGCACGCAUAGCAACAACAUUUACAAUAGUUCGUAAACGCAACAACGACGGGGGCAGCGGCAGCAGUAACAGUAAUACCAGUAGCAACAGCAGCUGCAGCAACAAUAGCCAUAAACGCUUACAGCGCUACGUAGCGCCAUAAUGAUAAUGUUGCUACGUUAUUUUCACCUGCUGGCAACAACAACAACCGCAUUAAUAACCUUCCUCCUACUCUUGGCAUGUAUCGGCGGCGGCGGUAACAGCGGCUUAUUUGCCACGGCGGCAACAUCAACUCACAAUGCGAACAAUCAAAAUGGCAACACGAGAAAUUAUAGUCGAAGCGGACGUGAUAACGGCAGCAGCGCCAGCAGUACCUCAGCUGUUUUUCGCGCACUCAUCUCCGCCUCCGAUGCAGAUUCAAUCUCCAUGCAAUCUGAUGCCUCAUUAACGUCCGCUGACAGCGCCGGCAUCAACACUGGUUCUUCAUCGUCAUCAUCAUCAGCAUCAUUAGUCUCAUCUUCAUUUGCAUCUGCUUCAUUGACCGCAGCCAAUUCGCUGUUAAUGCCAUCACAUUCAUUGACGGGCAACAGUGAGUCAGCCGCUGCUACUUCAUCCGCUGCCUUAUUAACAUCCGCCUCACUGACGAGUAGUACCGCCAUUGGUGGUGGCAGUGGAGGCAGUAGCGGCACUAGUAGUGGACGUAGCAGUCGUCAAAAUGUUAGUGGUGGAGGCGGGGGUGGCAUUACCAACAACAAUGUCAAUAGUCAUGGUCAUGGCGUGCAAGUUGAUCAACUGCCAGCGCAACUAUCGUCGCGCAUCAUACACACGCGCAAUGGCGCUAUAUCCGGUGUUAUUGUGCAACUGGAAGGUCGACAUCUGGAUCCGGUGGAAGCGUAUCGUGGUAUACCCUAUGCCUCACCGCCUGUGGGCAAUUUGCGAUUCAUGCCACCUGUGUCGGCAGCCAUGUGGUCCGGUGUCAAGAAAGCGGACAGAUUCAGCCCGGUUUGCCCGCAACGCCUACCCGACAUCGCCAACGAGACAGCCGCUUUAGAGCGUAUGCCCAAAGGACGAUUGGAGUACUUGAAACGUCUACUGCCGUAUCUGCAAAAUCAAUCGGAAGAUUGCCUUUAUUUGAAUAUUUACGUGCCCAUACAAGGUGAGUGAUGUGCAAAAAAUAAAUCGGUAUAUAGUAAAGUACAUGUACAUAUAUAUGUACAGUUACUGCAUAAAAUAUAUUCCUUAUGUAAAUGAAGUAGGUUUGAAUGGCAAAACAUAUGUUUGUUUGUGCGCCUGUGCGUGUGUGGGUAAAAUUGUCAAUGUAAAUUCUGUAUGCUGGCGUCGAUUUCUCAAGGGACUGUUUAUCGGUCAAUUGGCAAACGGACUGGUG
This is a messenger RNA of Anastrepha ludens (Mexican fruit fly), 1889 nucleotides long. RefSeq lists its product as uncharacterized. Gene Ontology annotation, cellular component: postsynaptic membrane; synapse; cell surface. Gene Ontology annotation, biological process: modulation of chemical synaptic transmission; presynaptic membrane assembly; postsynaptic membrane assembly. The transcript is spliced from 2 exons. NCBI's taxonomy places the organism in Eukaryota, Metazoa, Arthropoda, Insecta, Diptera, Tephritidae. The record is from RefSeq and is a predicted model, not a curated record. The coding region runs from base 665 to 1666 and encodes 333 amino acids. Gene Ontology annotation, molecular function: neurexin family protein binding; signaling receptor activity.